AUGAGAAGGUUAAGUUAUAGAACAUCGAGUGGAAAUGGUAAUGGACCUACCAAUGGAGAUGAUGAAGGUGUCAGGAGUCGAUUUGGUAGUAGAACUGCCAGUAUGAAUACUCGAAAAGUCAAUCAAUCGAUUGUAGAUUUAAGAGAAUCUAUGAAUUAUAUUAAAUAUGAAUGGCCACAAAUAUUAAAAGAAGAUGCCAAUCCGAUUGAAAUGGCCAUAUUAUUACUUGAUGAUUCAUCAGUAGGUUUAAGCCAUAAGAUGCCUGAGUUUGAAAGAAUUAGUGAGGACACCACCAAUAAAUUGAGACAAGUAGUCAAUGAACAUUAUGAAGUUUUCAAUACUAGUGUGGGAUCAUAUCAUUAUUUGUUAUCAACAUCCAAGAAUAAUCAAGCCGACGCUGAAGAUAUUAAAGAGAUGUUGGAAAGUACCAGUAAAGAAAUCCAUAAUAAAAGUGAUAUCUUGCAAGAAUUGAACCAAACAUCAAGUAGAUAUAAUGAAAUGAUAGAAAUCUUAGAUGCUAUGGAAUUCAUUAAUCAAAUACCUAGUAAAAUCGACCAAUUGACUGCUGACAAGAAAAUUCAUGAAAUAUAUGAUGUUAUUUCCCAAGGAUAUCAAGUGGGGGAAAAGUAUAACUUAUGGAGUUUAAGUGCUAUGACAAGUAAUAAGAAUUAUUUAGAUACUCAAUCAAAUGCAUUAUUUGAUAUAAUUUUUGAAGAGUUACAGAAUGAAAUCUAUAUAAAGAAUUCCGCCAUCAAUUCUAUGGAAUUAUCAUGGGAAAGUUUGAUAAAUUUGAAUAAUCCUAAAUUAUCAACAUUUAGAAACUUCUUAACUAGACUGAACAAUUUUGAACAAUUCAUUUAUAAUGCUGCCAAUUUAGAUUUAGAUGAAAUAAGCAAUGUUCUUAAUGAAGAUUUCAAAGAAUUUGUUGAAUAUCAAUUACCUAAAUUAUCAACAUCAUCGGGGGAUUUAUCUGUAACCAUAGAAUUAUCCAAUAAUUAUCAACGGUAUUAUUAUAUUUAUCAAUUAUUGACCACAUUAUUUAAAUUGAAUCGUUUAAAUCAAGGAAUCGAUUUAUUAAAUCAAACCAAUCAACAAGAAAUUCACAAUUUAAUCUUCAGAUCAAUUGAAGAGAUUAAACUGAAAAAUUUAUUCGAAAUCAACAAAUUAAAUAAAAUGAUCAAUUUUGAAUUAAAUGAGUUCAAUGAAUAUUCAGUUAAGAUUUUGAAAAACUUAUUCCUGACGAUUUUCAUUAAAUGUUUGAUCAUUUUGAAGAAUCAAAAGAUAAUCAAUGAAAUCUUGAUGACUUUUGGAAUUCAACUGGAUUUCAAAAGUAAUUGGGAUACAAUUAAAAAUGAAUUAACUACGUUGAUGAUAAAUUAUAUUUCCACUGAUGAAAAUAAAACAGCUAAUGAAAAGAAUGAUGAAUUGUUCAAAUUUGAUAAUUUGAAUCUUGAAAAAUUAAAUUUCAGUUCCAAUUUACCUGAUUUUACUGUUGAUAAUGAUGAUUUAUAUAUAAAGAAUGAAUCAUUCCAAUCAAAUUUCGAAAUUUUGGUACCUAUAAACAUCACCAAUAUGAGAAUUAUAAUGGAAUUUUUUCUUAUAUUCACAUCAUCUACCAAUUAUCUUGUCAAUUUGAAUAGUCAUCCUAUAAAUAAGGUUCCUAUAAACUUUUUUGAAUCUUUCAUGAAACAAUCGUUUGUACCUAAAUUGAAGAAUUACUUGAUUUUGAAGUUCAAUGAUUUCAUUUUUGAAUACAAUACUGAUAAUAUCAAUGGAUUUAAUAUUGAAACUACCAACGUUGAUAAUGAUAAGAUAUUUAAGAAUUCCUUGGAGUUCAAGUCAUUCUUUGUUAAUUUAUGUCAAUUAUUGAAUACUUCAUUGACUUAUAGAUCGGAUUUGAAUGAUUUAGUAUUAUCAUUUAUUGAGUUCUUCAUGGAUAAGUAUCAAAAGUUAUACAACGAUUUGAUUGGUAAUAGUAAUUCAAAAUUGAACUUAUGGUUCAAAAUUCCUGCGUUAAAUGAUUUAUCUAAAAAGAUUGUAACUGAUGAUUAUGAUUCUAUUGAUGAUAUGAUUGAAAAGGAAAUCCAAAUAAUGUUAAGUAAUGGAGAAAUCUUCAACAUUGAUAAAGACGAUUUAUUAGAUGAAGAGAAUUUCACCCAAUUGAUUCAUUUACUUUUAACUAUUAAUUGGAUAUUGAAUUGGUUACCUAACUUUAAGAAAGAAAUCAAUUAUAAUUAUCAAGACAAUUUAUCCAACAUUGAAAAAUUGAAAUAUGAUUGGAAUUUCUUAGAAAAUGGGAAAAUUGUCAAUUUCAAUUCACAACCUGAUCCUUCCAAAGGUGAUUUAAAUAUUUACUUAUCAUUAGAUACUACUAAAAUGAAUCAAUUCAACGAAUACUUAAGAAGAUUCCAACAAAUCAAACUAAAUUCCAUCAUAUUAAUCAGAUACAAUUUGAGAUUAAAUUCGAUUUACUAUAUUUCAAGAUCCUUCAAAUUUAGUGAUUGGGUUCUUUUCAAUGAACCAGGAAAUUCUGAUGAGUUCAUAUCGAAAUUUAACAAAGAAAUAUUUGCUUUUGAUAAUAAAAUCUCCCAAUAUUUUGAUAAUUCAGAAUUACAUCAUAUUUUAGUGGGUUUCCAUCAAUUCUUAAACAAAGCAUUAUUGAAAGGUUCAAAACUUAUAAGAAAGAUCAAUAAUAAUGGGGUUAAGAAGAUUUUGAUUAAUAUCUUCACCUUACAACAAAUGUUGAAAAAUUUAUCUAAAGAUAAUGAAGCUAUAAGUUUCCAAUAUUCAUCAUAUUAUUUCAAUUGUUUUACAAUUAAUGAAAACUUGUUAGUACAAAGUUUAAAAGACUAUCCUUUGGAUGAAAGAGAAAACUUUGCUAGAUUAUUAUAUAGUGAAAAGUUAGCUGAUGGUAAUGGUUCAUCAUUCAAUACUUCUAAAUACAAUGAUUUAUUGAAUAAAUUAAGAGCUAAUUAA
Messenger RNA from Yamadazyma jaroonii, 2976 nucleotides. NCBI's taxonomy places the organism in Eukaryota, Fungi, Ascomycota, Pichiomycetes, Serinales, Debaryomycetaceae. The record is from the annotation of a GenBank genome assembly.